UAUCACAACACCACAUACUCGAGCUCCUACUUGUCACGUAUAGCUUCGCUGGAACCGCGGGAGAGUCAAAGCUCCUGUUGCUCAAGGUCAGGUGUCGCUAUCAAUGCACCAAGCUGCAUUCACUUUGGCCAUCUUCAUCGCUUGUUGAGGUCUUCCACAUUUCAAUUCGAAGCAUUCACACUUUGCACUGUCUGUCGAACUAGCGGACCUUGUCCGUGUGGGCAAGGGUCUGUGGAAACUGAUCCUUGCUACAAUCAUUGGUUUCUCUGUCUUCUUCUUGACUACAUCCAGUAGAGACGCCCAGGUGGGACAUACGGCUAUGCUGCCUGCGGUACCAUUGCUCAUGGUCCUUGUAGCCUUCACAGAAACACAAGGUGGUCUGGAAAGAGCGCCAUACUUGGAUGCAAUUAUAUCCAAUCGUCAAGCCUACGCGGAUCGGCACGGCUAUCAACUUCUGAUCAAGAAUGCUGCAAAGUACAGUCCCAUUGCGCCAGUGAAUCCGAGUGCUGUCGAGCAUGAUAGUUGGAUCAAAUUGUAUGCUCUGCGCGAAGUACUCCAAGAGCACCCUGAAGCAGACUGGAUAUGGUACUUGGACCCAGAGGCCCUCAUUAUGGAUCAGAGCUUAUCGCUUGUGAAUGACAUCCUCAAGCCAAGUGUGCUCUCCAACUUGAUACUACGCGACGUGCCCGUUGUGCCGGGAGAGAACAUCAUCAAGACUCUCAAGACUCCAGACAUGGAGAGUAUCGACUUUAUCCUCAGUCAAGAUCAGCAAGGAUUCAAUGCACAUUCAUUUUUGCUUCGCAGAGGAGACUACGCCAAGUAUUUGUUGGAAAGCUGGUAUGAUCCCCUCUUUCGAGCCUACGACAAAUUUGAGAAUCAUGCGACCUCUGCACUCGAGCACAUGUUAGAAUGGCACUACACAACGCUAUACAAGGCGGCUCUGGUACCAAAGCGACUCCUAUGUUCUUAUAUCAAUGCUGCUGGGGACAUGGGUUAUAAGGAAGGGGAUUUCGUGCUGUUUUUUGAGGGAUGUAACGGGCCUGCGAGGUCAUGCGAGCAUGAGAUUGAUCGUUGGUAUAGACAAACUGCCGAGGGCAAGUCUGGCACGACUGCUGCGGUGCCAGCGACGGGUGACGUACCGCAUUGACGCAUCGCCCGAUCCUCUUCAAGAGCAUGACAAUAAGGGACACACACACAAAAGGAAUGAUAGACACACGCAUGAAUAGACGUUCUACAAACCUGAAAAUGGUUCUAAAGUUGCGGCAUGCUUUCCGGCCCAGGCUCAUUUAGCAUCAUCUCUGCCUCUUGCUUUGCCUGUGAUCGUGUACUCAAUGCCUUGAGGGCCAAUGCGCGUCUUCGCUCUGCUUCAGCUCGAUUUGCAACAUUGGGCGUUGUUCGAUGGCCGUAAUCGUUGCGCUCUUCUUGAUCGCCGAAUGGGAUGCAUAUACCGAGCGAGACGAGCAAGUCAAAGACUUUGUCACUGAUGUAGUCUAUUUGUCCAUGUGCGAAAUCCG
Molecule: messenger RNA, 1514 nt
Organism: Protomyces lactucae-debilis
Lineage: Eukaryota; Fungi; Ascomycota; Taphrinomycetes; Taphrinales; Protomycetaceae
Product: galactosyl transferase
Exons: 1
Coding region: 320-1147 (275 amino acids)
Biological process (GO): protein N-linked glycosylation
Cellular component (GO): Golgi membrane; mannan polymerase complex
Molecular function (GO): alpha-1,6-mannosyltransferase activity
Source: RefSeq, a predicted model, not a curated record